AUGGAUCGAAGUGCAAUUCAUACAAGGCCGUCAACAUUGCCGAUUUCCGUUCGCAACGUGACAAACGGCCAUUCUCAGGGCCUGGUUCAUGUUCCUGGUUCUAAUUUGGCCAAUGGUCAACAUGUGCCGAUUUCCGUUCGCAACGUGACAAACGCCCUUCUCUCAGCCAAUGGUCAACAUGUGCCGAUUUCCGUUCGCAACGUGACAAACGGCCCUUCUCAGGGCCUGGUUCAUGUUCCUGGUUCUAAUACUUCAAAUGGUACGUCGAACGUCACCAAUGGUCAACAUGUUCCGAUUUCCGUUUGCAACGUAAAAAACGGCCCUUCUUUGAAUAAUGAUGCAUCCAUUGGCAAGAUACCACUUCAUUUUUGUGAACGCUGCAAUCAAUCAUUCAAUUCUAAAUGGAAUCUAAAACGACAUAAUAAACGAAUACAUGACGUUGAUAAAAGCACAUCUAAAAAUUUAUAUGAGUGCUGUCUAUGCAGAAAAAAGUAUGCCGGUUAUUUAGCAGUCCAUUUAAAAUCUGCACAUGGCGUCGAAAUUCAGGUGAAAAAUUUGGAAUUUAAAGAUUUUGAAAUGUUCAAAUCAUUUUUGGAGAAAACUGAAGAAGAAACGUGCUCCAAUUAUUUGACAAGAAGAAUUGAACGGGAUUCCAAUCAGCAAGUUAUAACUGCAAAUUAUAUUUGUUCGCGCCGUGGAACCAUACCGGCUAAUAGAUCGGAGCGAAAAAGAGCUCCGAAAUCGAACAAAACAAUCAAAAUCGGCAAUAUAUGUCCAUCACAAAUCAGUUUGACCAGAAACAAAAAUGGCACAUACACUGCCAAAUGGACAACAACUCAUGUUGGACAUGAAUUAGACAUGAAAUUUUGUCGAUUGCCAAACAAAUACAAAGAAUCGAUUGCUCAUUAUCUCAAGAUCGGAUUGCAACCAUCCGUUAUAAAGAAAAAAAUGCGCAAUCUUUUGGAUGAUUCGGAUAAAAUAACUAUGGCACAGAUGGUCACUACCAAAGAUAUAAACAAUAUCAAAAAACAAUAUAAUACUGAAGAUAUCGCUGAAGAAUCUUUGUCUACAUUCAUCGAUUAUUUAAAAACUUCGUCGUGCUCGGUGAUAUAUUUCAAAGAUAUUGGCAAAGCAAUCGAUGGUUUUCACGAAGAUGAUUUCUUAAUCAUAUUACAGGCUAAUAGCCAAAAAGAUAUGAUGAAGGAAAAUUCUGAAAUAAUAUCGAUAGAUUCAACUCAUGACUCGAGCAUCAAAGGUUUGAUAUUGACGACAAUAAUGUGUCGGGAUAAAAUGAAGGUCGGUUAUCCUUGCGCAUUUUUGCUUUCAAAUAAAGUGAAUUUCAAAUUCAUCACUUUUUAUUUUGAAAAAAUUAAAAUUAACCUUGGUCAAAAUUUGAAGUCAAACAUCGUUAUGACCGAUAUGGAGAUAUUGUUUUCCAAUGCAUGGAAACAUAUCUUUGGAAAUUGUAUUUUCCUGUAUUGUUCUUUUCAUGUGAAAAAGGCAUUCAACCAGAAUUUAAAUGCCAAAAUAUCGGAUAAGAAAAUCCGAGAUGCGGUACGUUCAUCAGUAAUGAAAUUACUGACAAAUCUCGAUCCACAAAACUUCGAAAAUGAGAAGAAUAAAUUUUUGGAUAAUUAUUUACAUCAAAAUGAAACCAAUGGAUUUGCCAAAUAUAUGCUGCAAUAUUAUUUGGCAAACGAUUCACGAUAUCCACCAGAAAGGCCAAAACUGAUAUCAUCGAAUGAUUGUUGA
Molecule: messenger RNA, 1752 nt
Organism: Dermatophagoides farinae (American house dust mite)
Lineage: Eukaryota; Metazoa; Arthropoda; Arachnida; Sarcoptiformes; Pyroglyphidae
Source: RefSeq, a predicted model, not a curated record